Mesoplodon densirostris (Blainville's beaked whale) is the source of this 2135-nucleotide messenger RNA. RefSeq names its product acyl-CoA oxidase like (gene ACOXL). Gene Ontology annotation, molecular function: fatty acid binding; FAD binding; acyl-CoA oxidase activity. Gene Ontology annotation, cellular component: peroxisome. NCBI's taxonomy places the organism in Eukaryota, Metazoa, Chordata, Mammalia, Artiodactyla, Ziphiidae. The record is from RefSeq and is a predicted model, not a curated record. Gene Ontology annotation, biological process: fatty acid beta-oxidation using acyl-CoA oxidase; lipid homeostasis.
CGGGCGGCGCGAUGGAACCGGCGCCGGACCUGGGGCUCGGGGACUCGUCCUUGCACCGCUAUCUGGACUGCGAAUUCUGGAGCCUCAAGAACGAGCUGCUCUGGCUUCUGGGAGGCUGCCCGCUCUUCCGGCACAGGUAUGAUUUGAAUCUGGAUGAAAUAAGAGCUUUGACAUUUCAGAGAGUGACGUUUACCAUGGGUCUACCUCUGAUAAAACGUACAAUUCAGGAUCAGGCAGAGAAAACAAAGAAUUUUGUCAGUCGGAGCCUGGUCAUAGGAGAAGUCCUCUUAGCAGACAUGGCCACAGGAGUAAAGUGUGGAAUAAUUUAUUGGCUAUUUGGUGGUGCCGUCAGGAAUCUCGGAAGCCCAGCACGUGUAACUAAAUGGCUUCAGCCACUCCAGGAGCAGAACUACACGGGGAUGUUUGCGAUGACUGAGAGGGGCCACAGGAGCAACGUGAGAAGGAUCCAGAUGGAAGCCGCCUUUGACCUCUCUGCACAGGAGUUUGUAAUCGACACACCCUGCGAAAAUGCUGAGGAGAUGUACAUUGGAAACGCCAUGUACGGGAAUUAUGCAGCAGUCUUUGCCCAGCUCAUCAUAAACGGAAGAUCUCAAGGGCCCCACUGUUUCAUCGUUCCUGUCCACGAUGAAAAUGGAAGCAGGUACCCACGAGUGACAGCUAUUGAUACGAUGUAUAAAGAAGGUCUGCAUGGUGUUGAUACCAGGAUUCUGAGAUAUGACAAGGUUCGGAGACCAAGGGAGAACCUGUUGGAGAAGUGUGGUUCUGUGGCUCCAGAUGGGCAGUACCACUCCCCCAUUAAGGACAAGAGUGUGAGAUUCAAUGCGAUGUUGGCAGUGCUGACCCCUUCGAGACUGGCUGUGACUUUCCAAACUACAGGCUCUAUGGAGCUUGGGUUGACGAUAGCCAUUCGCUAUAGCCACAGCCAGAGGCAGUUUGGGCCCAAAGCCAAGGAAGUGGUCAAGAUCAUUGAGCACCGAACACAGACCCUGCGGCUGAUGCCUCAUCUGGCCACGGCCUUGGCCCUGACCUUUGCCAACAGGUAUGCCGGCAUCCUUCUGGACGAGGACAUCUUCCGAGGUUAGGAGCUUGUUGGCAGUCGCCCACUGCAGGUGCUGAUGGCGGGGCUGAAGGUCUAUAGUACCUGGGAGAACAUUGACUGCCUGCAGGACUGCCGAGAGUGCACCAGAGGCCUGGUUGUGGUUCAGGAACUGCUGACUCAGUACACCAAGCAGUAUGAAGAAAGACCCAUCUCCAGCCUGCUCCAAAACUGGAUGGAAUCAGGGGGUGACAAGCUGAGAACCAGUUUCCUGGCGUUUAACAUGGACACAGUCGGUAAUCUCGCCUUUCUGUUGAAAGCAGUCAAUUUUCAUGAAAGGGUUCUUCAGCGGGGUUUGGUGGCCCGGAUUUAUUAUAAGGUGACAACCGAGAAGGAGGACUUUUUCAGUGCCUGGAACUCGUGUCUUCACCACAUCCCCUGCCUGUCUCUGGCACACAUUCACAGAGUUGCUUUAGAGCUGUUCUCCCUUCCCGUGAGGCGCUGUCGAGAAGAGGACCAGGCUUUGUUAAAGAAGUUUUGUCUGCUAUGUGGAACCAAACUGGUGUUCCAGGAGCGAGCCUGGUAUCUAGAACAUAAAUAUUUCACUCCCCUGGGCAGCAUGAAGAUUAGGCAUCAGUUGCUCUAUUUGUGCAGCUCACUGAAGGAUGAUGCCCUGAGGGCGAUCUCCGCCUUUAACAUCCCACACACCUCCCUCCACGCACCAAUCGCUGGAAUCGCCAACCCGAUGGCCUCCUGGGCCUUCUACCCAGCACCGCAGCAUCCCCUGGCCCGGGAAGGAGCGCGGUCUCCGCGGCCCAAGCUGGGAGCCAACUUACAGCGGGGGUGGCGGGAAGGGUGGUGGCCCACCGGCAGCUGCCAGAACGCUUCUCAGACGCCUGGAGCUGGGGCCCGGGGCCGGCUGGCACGUGCUGGGGCGCGGCCCUCAGGGAUUUUGCACGACUGCCCGGGCCAUGCCCUCUGCCGCCUAAGUCACCAGAUCCCCCUAGACGGAGUGGGCUCCCCUUUGAGCGCGCUCAAGAACCGGUUGCCACCAAAGGCCUCCCGCUGUCAGUGGUGA